Molecule: messenger RNA, 950 nt
Organism: Schistosoma turkestanicum
Lineage: Eukaryota; Metazoa; Platyhelminthes; Trematoda; Strigeidida; Schistosomatidae
Source: the annotation of a GenBank genome assembly
UUUGGAUAGUAUAUAUUAGUGUCUUAAUCUACUCAAUAGAUUUUCUGAUAUCAUCUUAUUUCGACCUGUAACAUUGUAGCUGACUGACUGACUGCCUUGUAACUGUGAUAAUCACUAAAUGAAUGUGUAGAGGCUAAAUUAUUUCAUGCCGAAUCUUGUAAUCCACAUAUACUCCGUCGCAGGUUUGUUUUCGAUUUUCAAUUCCUAUUUUUAGGCACACUUUUCCGAUGACGUUUCCCACAUCUGAACAAAGAAUUACCAAUGCCUUGCAAAAGAUAACUCAAAAGUUGGGGAAAUGCUUUCUCGAAAAUGUUGAAGAUAAAUGUGGCUAUAUUAAAUCUAAGGAUGAAACCUGGUUCUACAACACCACACAAGACAUCAUAACUAACUUCCAGAAGAAUUCAUACGAAGCCUGGUCAGCUGUCCUCUUACAGUACGACAUAAAUAACAAAGAAGCCCUGCUGGAAGAAGCUAACAAAACACUAAACCAUACCAAAUCCUGGAGACCGUCUGGAGAUCCUAAAAAAGAUAUCAGAGCUCAUAUUUUGCCUCUCAGCAGGUCUUAUAUGGAAAAUAUGUCUUCCUAUUCCCAAGAACUAGAUUUAGAAAUUAGUAAACGCUCAGGGGAAUUGAGGAGAUUACGUCAAACUCUUAAUGACGAAGUAAUUGAAUUUCGAUCUUUGGCAGAAAAAUUACAAAACUUGUGCAAGUCUACUGAAGAUUGUGGAGCGUGUACUCCUGAGUCUCAACAACCAUCGAAGUUGAUGCUAAAUUAAGAAAAAAAAUAAAAAAACCGAAAAGUUUAACUUGUGUUCAUCUUUUUGACUGUUUUAUUUCCUUAAUUAUUUUUAGGGUUAUAGACUUUCUUUGUUAAUUUAUCUGUAACACUUUUUAUUUAAUUUAUUAUUGUAUCCGUUUAUGUUGAUCAAAAUAAAAUAAUUUAUUUUAUA